Messenger RNA from Patella vulgata (common limpet), 1681 nucleotides. Its product is annotated as sodium-dependent glucose transporter 1-like. The record is from RefSeq and is a predicted model, not a curated record. The transcript is spliced from 3 exons. Gene Ontology annotation, biological process: transmembrane transport. The coding region runs from base 95 to 1609 and encodes 504 amino acids. Lineage: Eukaryota; Metazoa; Mollusca; Gastropoda; Patellidae.
UAUACUGAUUUGCUGACAAUAUGUGUACAGUGUAAACGUAGCUUUAAGCAACGUGUAGGCUAUUGAUCGAUAUAAACUUGACAGUCAGUAUAUUAUGUUCACAAUGCAGGAACGAGAAGAAAAAGCAGAAGGGAAUCAAAUUCGCCGUGGAUUUCUGACAAAAUGGAAGAAUACAGCUUACAGGGCCAGACUUCUACACACAUCAUGGCUAUUUUUAUCCUUCAUUGCAAUGGGUUUUAUCGCUGGACAAAGAGGACCUUCCUUUUUAGAUCUACAACUUAUAACUAAUACUGAUGUAGAAGAGGCAUCCCUGUUCUUUACUUUCGCUGCUGUUGGUGGAUUGCUUGGGGCGCUGGUAAUUGGUGCUUCAUAUGACAGAUUCAACAAACCUAGAUUAAUAUUUCUGGCUAAUAUUGGCAUGGGUGUAUGUGUGGGUGUUGUACCACAAUGUCGACAAUAUCCUCUCAUGAUAUUUAUCUGGUUCAUCACUGGGUUUUGUAUGAGGGGUCUAGAAACAGGUGGCACAGCUGAUGUUGUCCGAGUGUGGAAGUCAGAGAGUCGACCUUACAUGUUUAUCGUUCAUUUAGGAUUCUCCAUAGGAGCUUUAAUCUCUCCUUUGGUAACAGAACCCUUUCUUGUGCCAAAACACUUAGUAGAGAAUCAAAACUCGGAUAUUAAAUCACAAGACCCAGUUAUCACCUGCAACGUCACAAAUAAUGCUACCCUUAAUUCAAACAUUUCUUGUAUCAACAAUCAAACAAAUCCAUUACAGUCCACAGCCUACGUAAUAAAGUUACAAUAUGCUUUCAUUAUAUCGGCCAUUUUAGCCGUAUUGACGUCAGUGCCAUUCUUGAUAAAAAGUUUUAAGGGUGAAAGUAAUCUAACCAAGGAAGGUAAUUCACGAAAAGCCACAGAACAACGAAACGUGCCUUUGUUAUACUAUGUUAUAUCUGUUGUGCUAAUUAUGUGUAUGUAUAUAUGUAAUACUGGCAUCGAGGACGCAUUUUCCGCAUUUUUAAUGACUUUUGUUGUGAAACAAAUGGAUUGGUCGAAAAAGGAUGGCGCCCUGGUAACGUCAGCGUUCUGGGCGUCCUUAAUUACGGCUCGGAUUCUCGUCAUUUUUGUUGCGGACUUGAUUAGCCCGGCAAAACUUUUACUAUUUGCUAUGUGCUUUGUAAUAUGUGCUUUAUUAGGAUUAUGGAUAAGUGCUUUAUAUUUAGCUCAUACGGGUAUUUGGGUGUUUGCAUGUGUCGCAGGCAGUGCCAUAUCAAUUCUGUUUCCUACAGGGAUUUCACUCACGGAUAAAGAACUCAUACCAGUUAACGGUAAAGUUUCUUCAUUCAUCCUGGUUGCUGGGGCUAUUGGCCUCCUUAGCAACCCUGUGGUAUUAGGCUUCUUCAUCAAAGAGUUCUCUGCCCUUUGGUUUUGUUACUUGUUGCUAGGUGAAGCUAUCAUGUCCGUCGUUUUGCUAUUUGUUAUUCUGAUUUACGGAAGAAAGAUAUUAAAGAGGGUUCGAAAAACAACCGUCAUGGAAAUAGACAUUGAUUCAGAACAUGGUGCCCAGGACACAUUAAUGGACGAUUUAAAGAAUGUUACUGUUGCAGGAUAAGGGGACAACUCCCGUGUUUAAUCAGUAUUUGACAGUUUAAUUCUUGUUGAUGCCUGGAGUAAAUCAGAGAAC